CGGCUCCACAGCUGCGACUCAUGGGACUUGUAGCGACUUUCUCCCCUGCAAACACUUUCCCACUAGGAUUCCAGUAAAUGCGGGGGUCGCAGUAUAACGAAUCUCUGGCUGGGAUGAAGAGACCUAGAAAAUAGCCGCUUCCCCGACCCCCAGUCAUGGCCAGCGCUGCCCCCGGCUGCCUCAGUGAUAUUGCACUGCGCUUCUCGGCGGAGUCGGUGCAAGUGGUGCCGGGGCUGUUGGGCGCAGCGGUGGUUGUGGGUGUUGUGCUCGGUGCGGCUGCUGCUGCUGGAUUCCUCUGCUUCCUCUUACCCCGACUCUACAAGAAGAAAAAGGAGCCUGGGGUUGUUCUUGAAAACAGCAACUCUGAUAGAAUAAGACAAGACUGUAGGACAGACUCUAAGAAUGCAAUCCAUCCCAUGAAAAGAAAAUCAUUUGAGGAGGAUAAUCCAUUCCCGAGCAAUGGGGUUGCUGCCUUUGCGCUGAAGGCUAAGGUGGUUUAUCCCAUCAAUCAGAAGUUUAGGCCUUUAGCGGACGGAGCGUCUAACCCUUCGCUGCACGAAAGCCAUAAGCAGACACCAUUACCGAACCAAAUGUUUGAAGGUUCUGCCUAUAGCAGUACAGAGUCUCUGAGCCAUGGAGAAAAGGAGGACUGCAGUUCAUCCACCACUAUUCAUUCCAUCACAAGUGAAGACAGGUUCUACGAGAGAACGUUCCCCAGAGUUAACAGCUUUCUGGAAGUCUUAACCUCCAACAGUUGUGAUGUCAGGUUGUGUCUCUAUAGUCUGUGCCUACAGAGUUUACCGAUUCUCGACACAGAACUGAUGAGAGAGCAGCAUUCUAUGUUUGUACAGAUUCUGCGGAUAAACCUGACCGACCUGUUGCUGAAAAAGAAGAUAGACAGGGAAACGUUCAGAAAUAUACUCUCCGCACAGGAAGCCGAAUUAGAAGAACUUGAGGAGAGAUAUCUCUCAAGGGUAACCAACUCCAAGACGAGUCGGGGUCACAGUACUGAGUUCCAAACGAUGGAGGACAUCGAGAGAAGAGAGAGAGAAUAUUCCGAUCAUCUCAUGCAAAAUACUGAAGGCUUCUGGAUCCAAAUAGAAAAAGUGCAUCAGUUCUUGCUGGACCAAGCCAAGUGCACCUAUGCGGAAGCUGAAAGAAUAAUGAUGGACCUGACCUCUAGAAUGAUUGUGCUUGAAACUAUCCUGAGCGAGUCACAGGAGUUACAGGCAAUGGAGGUCCAGGAAAAAAUGAUUCGCUGGGAACAUAUGGCAAAGGUGGUCGAUUCCUUAAAACAUCAGAUACAGGAGGAAAGUGAAUGUCGAUUAAAUGCGGUUUCCAAAACUCUGGAAAAUUUAAAGAGCCAGAAAAAAAUUUCGGCAAGUCAAAAAGAGCACCACCUGACGGAACUGUUCAAGGCAUUCUGGGAUGAAGUGUCGCAGUACAAUAAAGAGUGCCUUCAGCAAACAAAAAGUCUGCUUUCAAAACUAUUGACGCACCGUGGCAAACUCAUAGAAAUGCUAAGGAGGACACAGAAGGAGGAGCGACUGAAUUUUCUCAGUAAGGCCCAAGGUUCCUCGGAUCCAGACAGCUUUAUAAAGGAGUACCAUAAACUGCUGGAGGAGCAGAGAGAGCUCUCCUGUGACCUGGAAGAUGAAGAAGACUGUAAAGCCUUGGAUUCAGUUGCUGAUCUCUGCAAGGAAUUAUAUACUGGUGCCUCUCAAAACUUUGAAAAGCUGGUGAAAUCCCUGUUUUUUCGGACUCUUCCUGAAAUGACCAACUUGAGUUUACAAGACUGUGAAAAUCUAAAGCUGGAACUGCGUCAGAAUCUGUCCUCAGAGCUGGAAAAAGCGGAGGCUGAGAGGAAGAACAUGAUUAAAGUCUUCCAAGAAACCCUCUUACAGGAGAAACAGCUAUGGGCCCAGGAACAAGUCCAGUCAUCAGCACUGCAGAACUUCGUAUCUGAGAAGGAGCAGCAGAUUAUGAAAGGGGUGUUAAGCCGACUGAGUGGUAUUAAUGAGGAAUCCAGCAGAGCGGCAGCACAAAGGCACGAUUUUUUCCUGCGCUGUGCUCUGCGCCCUUUAGCCCUUCGGAACAUCGCCAUGGCCACCCUCACCCAGAUGCGAAUGUCCAGGAAGAAAAUUGUUCUGCAAGAAUUAAAAGAGCACCAUUCCCUGGAACGCUCGAAAUCUCAUUGUCAGGACGAGGAACAGUGGAAAAUGCAAAAUGAAAUGGAAAUCCAUAUUUUGGAAGAGGAAAGGAAGCUGGAAGCAGAGACCCUGCAGACUCGCACUGACUGUCAGCAGCAGCUCCUCUCAGACCUAACGGAGGCUUUGCAUCUGAUUGGGCAGCACAUGCAGCGAGCCAUUGGGCAGACUCUCAUUCAUUAUGCACAGCAAGAGGCUGCUAAAAGCAUGAUGGAGGACAAUGUUGACUUCAAGGAACGUCUGGUGGAAGCGGCAGUGGAGAGCGUGUAUGUGAGCAGGAACAGUGUGGAGAAGCUACUGCAGCGAUAUAACCAAACCAUUGAACAGAUCCUGGAUGAGUUUGAAGUGGGAAAGGAGCAUCAGCUGAAGAUGGUUAAAGAUAAACUGACAAAGGAGAAACAGAAAAUCGAGAAGAAAUCACUGAAAGAUGAACUUUGUUCGCAACCAACUUAUUCGGAUCUUCUCAAAAGAUUUUUUCUCCAGCAAAACCAGUUGCUUGAGAAAUGUCAUGUCUAUCAGCAGAUCCGCUUGGACUCAGUAAGGCAAAGAAAAUCAGUGCUGCACCAGCUGAAGGGAGACCUGGAGAACAAGCUGAAGGAUGCGGAACAGGAGUUCAUUGCUGAGCUGGCUUCCCUGGCACGGAUUUGCCUCACUGAUGGAAGUUACUCAUCCAAUAACAAGGUUGCACUUUCAGAUUCCACCAGAAAGAAUCUCCCUACAAAGAAGCAGAAGUAAGAUUUCAGAGGCAGCAAUGGUGACUGAAUUAAUGGCAAUACCAGGGAAUAAGUGUUAGACAGCUGAGUACUAUAGAGUUUGGGUAGCGAAGCAGAUACCCUGUUUUUCUUUUAAAUCAAUUUCAUCCAUUAAUAUUAGGGAUUCACCAAAUCCAGGAUCCAGUUCGGAAUCAGGCCUUUUUCAGCAGGAUUAUGUUUCGGCCGAAUCCUUGUGCCUAGCCGUACUGAAUCCAAUUCCUAAUUUGCAUAUGUAAAUUAGGUGCGGGAAGGAAAAUCACAUUCAUUUUGGUCACAAAAUGUUUGACACUUUCUCCUUUCCUGCCCCUAAUUUGCAUAUGCAAAUUAUGAUUCGGUUCGUUAUUCGGCCAACUCUUUCAUGAGGGAUUCGGGCAAAUCCCAAAUAGUGUAUUCGGUGCAUCCCUAAAUAUUAG
Molecule: messenger RNA, 3372 nt
Organism: Xenopus laevis (African clawed frog)
Lineage: Eukaryota; Metazoa; Chordata; Amphibia; Anura; Pipidae
Gene: evc.L
Product: EvC ciliary complex subunit 1 L homeolog
Exons: 20
Coding region: 156-2942 (928 amino acids)
Biological process (GO): smoothened signaling pathway
Cellular component (GO): plasma membrane; ciliary membrane; plasma membrane protein complex
Source: RefSeq, a predicted model, not a curated record